AUGGGUUCCCAAGAUUACAAAUUCGAAGGGUGGUUGGGCCUCGACAGCGAUUCGGCCAACGGAAAGAUGGUUUGGGGAGAGUUCGAGCCGAAGCCCUGGGAAGAGACCGACAUCGACAUCAAGGUCACUCACUGCGGCAUCUGCGGUUCGGAUCUUCAUACCUUGCGAAGCGGAUGGGGACCCACUUUGUACCCUUGCUGCGUCGGCCAUGAGAUCGUCGGCAUAGCUGUCCGUGUGGGCUCCAAGGCGGAAGGCGGUAUUCAAGUUGGAGACCGCGUCGGGGUAGGCGCUCAGUCCGGCUCCUGUGGCGCGUGCGAUGAGUGCAAGAAUGGGAACGAGCAGUACUGCGUAAAGGGCAUGAUCGGGACUUACAACGGCAAAUACCCCAAUGGCGGCAAAUCCUACGGCGGAUAUGCCACCUACAACCGCGCUCCGUCUCGAUUUGUUAUCAAGAUUCCGGAUGAGAUUCCAAGCCACCUGGCGGCACCUAUGCUUUGUGCAGGAGCCACUACUUACGUGCCCCUCAAGAACAACGGAUGCGGUCCUGGAAAGCGGGUCGGCAUCAUUGGACUUGGAGGUUUGGGUCACUUUGCUCUGCUCUGGGCAAAGGCUCUCGGUGCGGACUACAUCGUUGUAAUCGGUCGCAAUUCCAACAAGAAGGACGACGCUUUGAAGCUGGGUGCUGACAAGUAUGUUGCCACGAACGACGAGGAGAACUGGGUUAAGGAGAACUCGCGCUCUGUCGACCUGCUGGUUUCCUCUGCGUCCUCGUCGAAAAUGCCCAUCUCCGAUUACCUUUCUCUCCUCAGGGUCGGUGGCACUUUGAUCCAGCUCGGCGUUCCCGAGGAUGGGCCAUUAUCAGUGCCUGCUAGGUCCUUGAUUCGGACAGGAGUCAACAUUGGUGGUUCCUUGAUCGGCUCACCUAGCGAGAUUCGCGAAAUGUUCGACCUUGCUGCGCGGAAACAGGUCAAGCCUUGGGUUCAGGAGAGGCCCAUGAAGGAUGCAAACCAGGCUAUUGUUGACAUGGAGGAGGGCAAGGCGAGGUACCGUUAUGUGCUGGUCAAUGAGCAGUAG
Westerdykella ornata is the source of this 1074-nucleotide messenger RNA. Its product is annotated as putative zinc-binding alcohol dehydrogenase. Gene Ontology annotation, molecular function: zinc ion binding; alcohol dehydrogenase (NADP+) activity. Gene Ontology annotation, biological process: alcohol metabolic process. Lineage: Eukaryota; Fungi; Ascomycota; Dothideomycetes; Pleosporales; Sporormiaceae. The record is from RefSeq and is a predicted model, not a curated record. The coding region runs from base 1 to 1074 and encodes 357 amino acids. The transcript has 2 exons.